CUAAAGAAAAAAUUAUAGACUUUGAUAUUGAAGGAAAUGAAGAGAAACAUAAAUGAAAAUUCAACUCGAAAUACAGCAGGCUGUUUGCCCGUACCAUUGUUCAAUCAGAAAAAGAGGAAUAGACAGCCAUUAACAUCCAAUCCACUUAAAAAUGAUCCAGGUAUCAGUACUGCUUCUGACAGUUAUGAUUUCCCUCCUCUACCAACAGAUUGGGCCUGGGAAGCUAUGAAUCCAGAGGUGCCUCCUUUAAUGAAAACAGUGAACACAGGGCAAAUACCACAUUCAGUUUCUCAUCCCCUGAGGAGUCAAGAUUCUGUGCCUAAAUCUAUUCAAUUAAAUGCUGAAAGAAGCAAGAGUGGUUGGAGCUACAGAGAUGGCAACAAAAAUACUUUAAAAACUUGGAAUAGAAAUGAUUUUAAGCCUCAGUGCAAAAGAACAAAUCUAAUGACAAAUAAUGGAAUAAAUUCAUGUCCAGUGAAUUUGGGAGCUCAACAAUGGAAACAAUUAAGAGUAUCUGAAUCUACUAACUUAUCUCACCAAAGAGAAAGUGAAGUACUCACACAAACACAUUGGUCAAAAAUAUCUGGCUCCACAAUGAGAAGUCUAGACAAAAACAGUGCAUCACAGGCAUUUAAGCCGAAUUUUCAACAAAAUCAAUUUAAGAAAAAAAUGUCGGAUGGUUUUCCAGAAGAAAACACCCUCAAGGAAGCAUCAUUUUAUCAGUUAAAGCUUAAGGAGAAAGAGAAUUCUUUAAGAAUUAUAUCUGCAGUUAUUGAAAGCAUGAAGUACUGGUGUGAACGUGCACAGAAAACUGUACUUCUUUUUGAAAUAUUAGCUGUUCUCGAUUCAGCUGUUACACCUGGCCCAUAUUGUUCAAAGACUUUUCUUCUGAGAGAUGGGAAAAAUACUCUGCCUUGUGUAUUUUAUGAAAUAGAUCGUGAACUUCCAAGACUGAUUAGAGGCCGAGUUCAUAGGUGUGUUGGAAACUAUGACCAGAAAAAGAAUAUUUUUAAAUGUGUUUCUGUUAGACCAGCAUCUGUUUCUGAACAAAAAACUUUCCAAGCAUUUGUUAAAAUUGUAGAUGCUGAAAUGAGAUAUUAUACUAAUGUAAUGAAUGAAAUUUAA
Molecule: messenger RNA, 1125 nt
Organism: Mesoplodon densirostris (Blainville's beaked whale)
Lineage: Eukaryota; Metazoa; Chordata; Mammalia; Artiodactyla; Ziphiidae
Gene: SPATA22
Product: spermatogenesis associated 22
Exons: 8
Coding region: 37-1125 (362 amino acids)
Biological process (GO): gamete generation; meiotic DNA repair synthesis; regulation of meiotic cell cycle
Source: RefSeq, a predicted model, not a curated record